GUAUACUAACUUCUUUCGGAGGCUGGAAACAUGGCGCUCCGCGCGCUGCCGCUGCUCUACGUGAACAUGGGCGGCGAGAUGCUCUACAUCCUGAGCCAGAGGCUCAAGGCGCAGCGGAUAGACGCGGACAAGGCGCAGCGAGUGAUGUCUGACAUCGUGGCGGCCAUGUUUGGAGGACGGCUGAUCGACGAGCUUUUCCGGCCUCAGCCGCUCUACUCUGCUCGGGCGCUGCGCUCGCUCUUCGAGAAGCUGACGCACACAUCCGUCAUGCGACUUAGUCCCGCUAGCAUGGACAAGCUGUACGACCUGAUGUGCAUGGUGGUUAAGUACCAGCUGUGGGCGUGCUCCAGUCCCCGCGACCUGCUGCCACUCACGCUCAAGCACCUAGAAGCGGCCGGACCAGGCGGAUCAGCCUGUCAUGUGGCUACGGCCGUCCAGAAGCAUCUGGAGCCCCUGGACUUGGCUAGCCUGCAGCGGGCACGCUAUUCCCUGCUCCGCUUCUACCAGGAUCUGCGUGUUCGGGUGUCGGUGCUGCUUCGAAGUGGCGCACAGCGGCCGAAUGGCCAACUUGCCGUACUUGCAACUCCACCAGCGGGAGGCCCGCGCCCAGGAAUGAUCAAGGAAUGGGCUCCGGGGGGCUUCCUGCUAUCCGAGAGGAGCUUCGUGGUUGGCGACAACGGAGAGGCCUCUGGCACUCGGCCAGCUUUGGGCACUAACAUGCAAGUGUAUUCUGGGACACCGUCGGUGUCGUCGCCAACGACUCCACCAAGCACGGGCGUGGCCGAGCUAGGACUCCUGCUGCGGCUUCUGGGACCCGACGACGAGGAGCCCGGACUCGCCAACCUCGCUCUCGACGAACAACUUCUCAAUUGA
Rhipicephalus sanguineus (brown dog tick) is the source of this 873-nucleotide messenger RNA. It is a transcript of the gene OSCP1, whose product is annotated as protein OSCP1. Gene Ontology annotation, cellular component: cytoplasm; plasma membrane. The record is from RefSeq and is a predicted model, not a curated record. Lineage: Eukaryota; Metazoa; Arthropoda; Arachnida; Ixodida; Ixodidae. The transcript has 7 exons. Bases 31 to 873 code for a protein of 280 amino acids. Gene Ontology annotation, biological process: transport.